CAGCAGCGGAGUUGGGUGUGCGCGUCCCUCGCUCACCGGCCGGCAUCGCCGAGCUCUGAGCGCUUCUCGGAGCCAGCGGGCAGCGGGGCAGCGCCAUGGGGGCCGGAGGAGGGCUGGGGCUGGCGGCCGUGCUGGCGGCCGCGGUGCUGUGCGGGCCCGGGGCGCUCUGCGGGCGCGUCCUCAGCGGCCAGAAGGUGUGCUAUGGUGCCUUCAAGCAUUCCUGUUACAAAUUGGCCUAUUUCCAGGACCUGUCCAGACGCGUGGGCUUCCAGGAGGCUCGCCAGGCUUGUGAGAUCGACGGUGGGGCUCUACUGAGCUUGGAAAGUGAAGCUGAGCAGCAGCUAAUAGAAAACAUGCUGCAAAACCUCACCAAAUCAGGCUCUGGGAUUUCUGAUGGGGAUUUCUGGAUUGGGCUGUGGAGAAGCGGCGAUGGACUGGCCACGUCGAGUGCUUGCCCUGACCUCUACCAGUGGGCUGAUGGAAGCACGUCACCAUUCAGAAAUUGGUACACAGAUGAGCCUUCCUGUGGAAGUGAAGCCUGUGUGGUGAUGUAUCAUCAGCCAACUGCAAACCCUGGUCUGGGAGGGCCAUACCUUUAUCAAUGGAACGAUGAUAGAUGCAACAUGAAGCACAAUUUUAUCUGCAAAUAUGCCCCAGAUAAUGUCUUAGAAAAAGAAUUAGGAGACAGAGCAGAGCCAGAAUACGAUAAUUUUCCAACAGUGCCAGCAGGAAAUCCUUAUGACACAAGCAAACCAGAAGAUCAGUAUCAUAUUAUUGCUACUGAAACAGGUAUAAUUCCGAAUUUAAUUUAUGUUGUAAUACCCACUAUACCACUACUGCUGUUGAUACUGGUGGCUUUUGGGACUUGCUGUUUCCAGAUGCUUCAUAAAAGUAAAGGAAGAACAAAAACCAGUCCAAACCAGUCCACACUAUGGAUUUCAAAGACGCCUAGGAAGGACAGUAGCAUGGAGGUAUAAUGAUUUACUGACUGAAAACAAGGCAAAAAUAACAUUUUGCAGUGAGGCUGUAUUAUAAUGUCGUCAAAGAACAUUAGCUUGGAAUGGCUUGAAAAUGCAAAGGAUCUACAAGAAUGAACUGUAAGCUCCCCCUUGAGGCAAAUGUUCAGAUCAUUUUUAUAUAAUGUUUGUUAAUUCAGUAACAAAAUAUGCCAUGCUAAAUAAAGGGUAUGUGUUUAUUUUGCUAAGAGAUGUAAGUUAGCUAGUUGUGAGCAGUGAAACGAACAGAGCAUUUGAAGUUUUUAUGGGGAAAUAUCCACAAUGUAUGUCAGUUUUAAGACUGUUUGUAGUUAAACAAACUUCCUCUGUUUCUUUUAUUCUCUCAUGCCUUGCAUUGUAGUCAAUGUACAGUAAAUGGAA
Molecule: messenger RNA, 1376 nt
Organism: Ficedula albicollis (Collared flycatcher)
Lineage: Eukaryota; Metazoa; Chordata; Aves; Passeriformes; Muscicapidae
Gene: CHODL
Product: chondrolectin
Exons: 7
Coding region: 96-977 (293 amino acids)
Biological process (GO): positive regulation of axonogenesis
Cellular component (GO): cytoplasm
Source: RefSeq, a predicted model, not a curated record